GAUGGGGGAAAAUGUAAGUGUUUCUGAAAAGCAGGGGAAUGGCCUCAUUAGCUGGGAUUUAAGUGGAUACAGUAAGUGGAUGCUCCGGCCAUCAACUUCAGCCAACAGGUCUGCACCAGCCUUGUAGCGCGUGAACUGCUGAGCAAGAAAGGACCAGGAGUCGAAUCUACCCAUUCUCAAUCUGCAAGGCGCAGCCGGCAUGGACGGGCGGCUGUUGGGGACGCUCUGCGGCCUGGUGGUCUUGCUCAGCUGCGGCGCGGCCGUGGAACCGGCGCCCUCCAGAGAGUCCGGCGCUCUCCAGCCCACCCCCGCGCCCCCCGGGCUCAGCGCCGCCGCCCCGGUGCCCGGCAGCCUGGACAGACGGGGCGCCAACCUGUCACGCCCGCCGCCGCUGUGCCCGCGACGGCCGGAGAUCAAGGAGUCCUUCAAGUACGUCAACACCCUGGUGGCCUGCCUGGUCUUCGUGCUGGGCAUCAUCGGCAACUCCACGCUGCUGCGCAUCAUCUACAAGAACAAGUGCAUGCGCAACGGGCCCAACAUCCUCAUCGCCAGCUUGGCCCUGGGCGACCUGCUCCACAUCACCAUCGACAUCCCCAUCAACUUGUACAGGCUCCACUCUGGAGGAAACUGGCCAUUUGGGGUGGAAAUAUGUAAACUGGUCCCCUUCAUUCAGAAGACAUCAGUGGGCAUCACGGUGUUAAGUUUAUGUGCUCUCAGCAUUGACAGGUAUCGGGCAGUAGCUUCCUGGAGCCGGAUCAAGGGAAUUGGAGUGCCCAAAUGGACAGCCGUAGAAAUCGCCUUGAUCUGGGCCACGUCUCUAGUCUUAGCCAUUCCUGAAGCAAUAGGCUUCGAUAUGAUUGUUUACGAAUAUAGAGGGGAGAACAUUCGAACUUGUCUACUAAAUCCCCGGCAAAAAACACCUUUCAUGCAGUUCUACAAGGAAACUAAAGAUUGGUGGUUAUUUAGCUUUUACUUCUGUUUGCCGCUGGCAAUCACUGCCAUCUUCUAUACCUUGAUGACCUGCGAGAUGCUAAGAAAAAAGAGUGGGAUGCAGAUUGCUUUAAAUGACCACUUAAAACAGAGACGAGAAGUGGCCAAAACUGUGUUCUGCUUAGUGCUUGUUUUUGCGUUGUGUUGGCUUCCCCUUCACCUUAGUAGAAUAUUGAAGCUCACCGUUUACAAUGCCAGUGACCCCAAUAGAUGUGAAUUCUUGAGCUUUUUACUGGUCCUGGACUACAUUGGUAUUAACAUGGCAUCUCUGAAUUCCUGCAUUAAUCCUAUCGCUCUCUAUUUUGUAAGCAAAAGAUUCAAGAACUGCUUUAAGUUGUGCCUGUGUUGUUGGUGUCAGUCCAAAGAUAUGCUGUCCUUGGAAGAGAAACAGUCCUGCCUAAAGUUCAGAGCUAUUGAUCAAGGAUAUGACAAUUUCCGCUCCAGUAACAAGUACAGCUCAUCUUAAAGGAGGCAGCGUUACCCUCGGCUCAGGCAUGCCAUUUCCGAGGCCUUGCUUUGUGGGUGGGUGACAAGGACUGUUAACAAGAAAAACUCUCGGGCUUCUGAAAACCCUACAUUUGGCAUUGGCACCAAAAAGCAAAUCGGUCUGUAUCUCGUAAUUGUGCCUAGUGUCUGUAACUACUGGAGCAUCAGCAGAAAGGGGGGGGAGCAACCCCUUGUUAAAGUACUUAAAGUCUUCAGAAUGAGCACUUCCAGAUCUGCUGUAAAUCCCCUAAACUAAAUCACUGUGUAUUCAUUGGAGUAGCCCUGGAAGGCUGAGUAAUAAUUCUUAGUAUAUAGCACAGCAUGAAUCUUGGCAGAACAGAGCCACCAUUGUCUGUAAAUCACUGUAUCCUUU
This is a messenger RNA of Sphaerodactylus townsendi, 1849 nucleotides long. RefSeq names its product endothelin receptor type B (gene EDNRB). The record is from RefSeq and is a predicted model, not a curated record. Gene Ontology annotation, biological process: G protein-coupled receptor signaling pathway; regulation of blood pressure; vasoconstriction. The transcript has 8 exons. Gene Ontology annotation, molecular function: endothelin receptor activity. Bases 200 to 1456 code for a protein of 418 amino acids. NCBI's taxonomy places the organism in Eukaryota, Metazoa, Chordata, Lepidosauria, Squamata, Sphaerodactylidae. Gene Ontology annotation, cellular component: membrane.